Paramuricea clavata is the source of this 2345-nucleotide messenger RNA. Lineage: Eukaryota; Metazoa; Cnidaria; Anthozoa; Malacalcyonacea; Plexauridae. The record is from the annotation of a GenBank genome assembly.
AUGUGUGACACACGUUAUGAGAAAAUGGAUAAUGGUCAGCUGAGUGGUGUUGUUUUCCUUGAUAUUAGAAAAGCUUUUGAUUCUAUUGAUCAUACAAUCUUAUUGCAAAAGAUGAAUGAUCAAUUUGGAAUAAAAAAUGUGGAACUGGAUUGGUUUAAGUCCUAUCUAACUAAUAGAGAGCAAGCAUGCAUUGUCAACGGUGCAAUGUCAUCACCUAAAACGAUUGUGUGCGGAGUUCCGCAGGGAUCAAUUCUUGGUCCCUUGCUGUUUUUAUUAUAUAUUAAUGAUUUCCCCGAAUGCCUCGAAAAAACUUCGCCACACCUAUACGCUGAUGAUACUCAAAUUUCUACUUCUGCCAAAACUAUUGAGGAACUUACUGAAAAUCUAAAUAAUGACCUGAAAAAAGUCGGUGAGUGGCUUGCUCGAAAUAAACUGCAACACCACCCAACUAAGACCAAAUUAAUGUAUAUCGGUUCAAAGUGUAAUACUGAUACUAUGACUUAUGAUAUUCCAGUAAUGAUGAAUAACCAAUUCAUAACUCUUGCUCAUUCAUACACAUGCCUUGGGGUUAAACUUGAUGAAAACCUAAAUUGGCAUGAGCAUGUUGAAAUGAUUUGUAAGAAAGUUGGGGCCGGCAUAGGAGCAAUGCAACGAAUUAAGCCAUAUGUUCCUAUAAAUACCCUGCAUCCAUUUACAGAGCUUUGAUAGAACCGUAUUUUGAUUAUUGUAGUCCAUUAUGGGACGUCUGUAACCAACAGCUGAAAGAUAAGCUUCAAAAGUUCCAAAACCGUGCAGCGAGAAUUAUAACCGGCGCCAGCUAUGAAAUAAGGUCUGCUGAUGUUCUUCGAUCCCUUGCUUGGGAAAAUUUAGAGAUAAGACAACGUGCAACUAAAUCCACAUUAAUGUAUAAAGUCCUGAAUGAUUGCGCUGGGCCGAACUUGAAGGAUGCUCUAACGAGAAGGGACCUUGUUCAAACCAGUUAUAAUCUUCGCAAUACUUAUACUGACCUUACCCUUGCUAAGCCAAACGAGAAUUUCUAAAAAAAGCUUUAAGUAUAGCGGAGCUAAAUUGUGGAAUAGUCUUCCUUCUGAUGCGAAGCUAGCGCAAUCAAUUUAUUCUUUUAAAAACUGCCUGAAAGUUUCACGCUAACAUCCUCUAAUAUACUGUAUAUGCAUGCUUUAGAAAUAUGGGUCACACCGUUUGGAACUUAAUUCUUGUAUUGUAAAUAGUUGUAUAUAAUUCUUUAUUCUUUUCUAUAUCAUAUUUGUAAUUUUUGAUAGUAACAGACGUCCCUCGUGAAAAUCAACAAAUCGUUGACGAGGCUAACGUCUUUAAAUAAAGUUUACAUACAUACAUACAUUAUGGCUAAACGCAGUAGUUUUCGCGUACAACACUAGUGGACAAGAAUCACAACAAACCUCUCCAUUUGAAAUAGUUUUUGGACGUAUUCCAAGAUUACCGUUAGAAUUAGAAUUAGGACUCCCACUGAAAGAUCCAAGUACGCAAUCAGAGUACACUCAGUCGCUUAGGAAUAUAUUUAAGGAGGUGAGGGAGGUAGCAUAUCACAUAUAGAAGCAUGGCGGACGGACGCUUAUUUGUGCGCUCUGACGCCGAAUUAAGCGAUGUUGAAGAGAAUACAACAAGAAAUGUAGAAUCUAAGCGAGCAAAUAACAUCAAUGUCGUUAAGUAUCUUAUUAUUACUGAAAAAGGAAAACUCAGAUGGACAGGUUCUUUCGAGAAUCUCGAAAUACUGAUGAACGAGUUGCUCGAGUCACAGACAAAAUGGUCAUCGCCUGGUGGUCAUUGUAAGCUCCUAGAGAUGGACAACUUCGAAAUGCGGUGGUAUUCAAACAAUUACUCUUUAAUUAUUAAAGGGGAGCAAGAGUAAGUCGAAGAAAUAAACUCUUGGUUGCGAAUAAUGGCCAACCUAGCUGAUAAAGAAACCGAGUUAUCAAACGCUUUUGUCAGUGAAGGAAAUGGCGACAGGGAGGGAGACGGCGUGAAUACAGCCUUUGACCAAAAACAGUCAUAUCAAAAUAAAUUCACAUGAGACAUCGAACUACAACAAAGUACUCGACAGUAUACGAGACCUUAAACUGUGUUUUGUAAACAAAUUCGAUGAGCUUUUGCAGGAAAUUCGACAGUCCAAAACAACAGAAGAAACUAUCAGUGAAGACCGAAAUUCCCUAAUUAAAGCAAAUGGCAAACUGAAGCAAGAAAUCGACAUACUAUCGGACCAAGUCAAUAACUAUAAGUGUAUUGCAUCGGACUUACACACGAAAGUUAAACAACUGGAAGAUGAACAGAAAAGUUUAAUAACAGCCAUAGGCGUACGGGGCCGCUAA